GUCGAGGUUUGGUGUCCAUGAAUGCCGUAGACCCGUUGCUGGCCAAUUUGCUUCAUGAAGAGAAGGAUGUACUCAAAGGUCUAGCCAACUUUGCAAAGGAAAAGGGUGAAGCUUCAAAAUUCCUUGCUUUGUGGGGGAAUGUAGAGCAUGCAGACAUCAAGGAUAUUUGCGAUCGAGUCAGGGACAUGUUUGAGGAAUUACAAAAUAUGUUGGUAGCCCUGAGUACUGGAUACAGUAUCUAUCGAGACAAACUCAAAGACAUCAAUAAGGGUGCAGAGGACCUACACGUUCAGCAACAAAAGUUACGAUCGUGUCAGGAUAAACUUGCACAUGCUAUUAAAAGUAAAAAGCCUCAUGAACACUUGCAAGUUGAGGUUGCCGUUGUUGAAAAGGAAGUACUUGAAAUGGUUGCUGGGUUUGAGUCGUCUAAACGUGCGCUGCUCAAGGAAGGUCUUGAAAGUCAAUUCGAGUCGUUUCAGUGUUUUGGUAAACAGUUGGUUAUUCUUGGGACUUUUGGAAAGCAUAUGACUUCACAGAUCCCACAGGGUAAACUGGCGGCUGGACAAGAGUUGCCGCUUUAUAAAGGAAAUGAAACUACAAAACGAGUUUUUUCAGAUUUUACCAAAGAGCUUAAUGAUGUUCGGUCCAAGAAACCGGUCGUCAAAAGAAAUAGUACUCUUGGAUCUAUUUCUGAAACAGCUAACAAGCCAUAUACUGCUCCUCUGG
Molecule: messenger RNA, 726 nt
Organism: Batrachochytrium dendrobatidis JAM81
Lineage: Eukaryota; Fungi; Chytridiomycota; Chytridiomycetes; Rhizophydiales
Exons: 5
Biological process (GO): endocytosis; eisosome assembly
Cellular component (GO): plasma membrane; eisosome filament
Source: RefSeq, a predicted model, not a curated record